Copidosoma floridanum is the source of this 699-nucleotide messenger RNA. Its product is annotated as kelch repeat and BTB domain-containing protein 3-like. NCBI's taxonomy places the organism in Eukaryota, Metazoa, Arthropoda, Insecta, Hymenoptera, Encyrtidae. Gene Ontology annotation, molecular function: protein binding. The record is from RefSeq and is a predicted model, not a curated record.
AUGAAGCAACUAUUCUUAGAAAAAGCUCAUUCCGACUUGGAAUUAGUUGUCGAUGACAAAGUUUUUAAAGUACACAAAAAUAUUCUUUCGGUACGAAGUAAAGUUCUGUGUAAGAUGAUAGAGACGGAGAUGGUAGAAAAAAAAACCGGCACAAUCAAACUAGAGCAAUGGGAUGGUGUAGUUGUUGAACAACUAUUGAAUUACAUAUACACUGAUACAUGCGACAUGACUAUCACUCCUUUUAAGUUGUUCCAGCUAUCACACUACUUAGACAUCACACCAUUGGAAGAGAUGUGCAAGUGGCAUUUAAAAUGCAAUAUAAAUGUACAAAACAUAGUACAAAUUCUUGAACUGGCAAAUGAAGAUCAAUAUGAACUGUCAGAUUUAAAAACUGCUGCAGAAAAAUUUGUUAAAUCAAAUGAAGCUAUUUUAGCCAAAGAAUCAACUUAUGUUAAUUAUUUGAUAAAAUCCAUAAAUUUGAAGAACAUUGCACAAAUCUUGACAUUUUCUCAAGAGUAUACAAUUGACACCUUAAUGGAUAAGGCAAUAGAGUAUAUACUGUCUCACCAUCAAGAAGCUCUAAAAAUUGAAGACUGCAACCAGUUUUUUGUAUCUCAUCCUUCAUUAAUGCUAAAAUUAUUGGGACAUUCCUUGCAAGCCAUGGAAUCAAUGCGUACCUCGAAAAAUGAAAGUCAUUAA